AUGAGUGUCGUGAGUGAUAAGCCACAACACCGCAUAGAAGCUUCUGUGCUGUCACAAACCUUUUGGAUUGAUCCUGCGUACAAAAUUAAGAAGGGACUCGGUCAAGGCGCAUAUGGAUGUGUGGCUUCAGCUGUACACGUUGCUUCUGGCGAAAGCAUUGCGAUAAAGAAGGUAUCGAAUGUAUUUAACAAGCGGAUUCUUACGAAGCGUGCUCUUCGUGAACUUAAGCUCUUGCGCCAUUUCCGGGGGCAUAAAAAUAUUACGUGCUUGUACGAUCUGGACAUCACUAAUCCGUCUGCCUUUAAUGAGGUGUACUUGUACGAGGAGCUUAUGGAGGCUGAUCUUCAUGCGAUUAUUCGAUCGGGACAGCCGCUGAGUGAUGCGCACUUCCAGAGCUUCAUUUACCAAACCCUAUGUGGUUUGAAGUACAUUCACAGUGCAAAUGUGCUGCACCGUGAUCUGAAGCCGGGCAAUCUGCUUGUCAAUGCAGAUUGUGAGCUAAAGAUUUGUGACUUUGGCUUGUCGCGUGGCUUCGACCCAGAGCAAAACACCGUUAUGUCAGGCCAGCAGGAAUUUAUGACAGAGUAUGUCGCCACGCGAUGGUACCGAGCACCGGAGAUCAUGUUAUCACACCAGAACUAUACGACGGCGAUUGAUCUAUGGUCUGUCGGCUGCAUUCUCGCUGAGCUUCUAGGUCGACGCCCACUCUUCAAGGGCCAUGAUUAUGUCGAUCAGCUGAACCAAAUUUUGUACUAUAUUGGAACGCCUCCGGAGCCCAUGUUGUGCCGUGUAGCUAGUCCUCGUGCGCAACAGUACAUUCGCUCAUUACCGUACAAGAAGCCUGUGCCUUUCGAGCAUUUAUACCCGGAGGCAACACCGCUUGCACUCGACAUGCUUCGCCGCCUGCUUUCCUUUGAUCCUGAGCAACGUAUCACUUGUGACGAAGCUUUGGAGCAUCCGUACCUGGCUGUUUGGCAUGAUCCGAAUGAUGAGCCAGUGUGUGCGAACAAGUUUGACUUUAGUUUUGAGCAAGUCGAUGAUAUUGAUGGUAUGAAGAAGCUCAUUCUUCAGGAAGUAAUCAGCUUUCGUCGCGAAGUCCGCUUGCAAGCUCAACAGCGCCUGGCCAUGAUGGAGCAGCACCAACAACAGCAACAGCUACAACAGCAAUUUUACGCGAACCAAAUGGGUUCUAGCUCGGCAUCGUCCUCUGCCUCUAGUGCUGAGGCCAUCCGCCGUCGUGAAGAGGCACAAGUAGCGGCAUCACGCGGAACGAUCCAAAAGUCUUCAAGCGAGCACGCUACCUACAAUAUCCUAGGUGAGCCUAUGAGUGCGGAUGGUACGCCAAAGGAUGUUGGUGACGUUGCCGUGGCUGAAAAUGACGCAGCCGAAUAUCCUUAUGGUGCGUACAUGCUUGCUGACUUCGACUCAGAUGCAUUUAGCCGUCAAUUGAACCAGCACCAUGUGUCGUAA
Malassezia globosa CBS 7966 is the source of this 1470-nucleotide messenger RNA. RefSeq lists its product as uncharacterized. Gene Ontology annotation, molecular function: ATP binding; MAP kinase activity. Gene Ontology annotation, biological process: protein phosphorylation; intracellular signal transduction. The coding region runs from base 1 to 1470 and encodes 489 amino acids. The transcript is spliced from 4 exons. Lineage: Eukaryota; Fungi; Basidiomycota; Malasseziomycetes; Malasseziales; Malasseziaceae. Gene Ontology annotation, cellular component: nucleus; cytoplasm. The record is from RefSeq and is a predicted model, not a curated record.